Molecule: messenger RNA, 108 nt
Organism: Trichoderma gamsii
Lineage: Eukaryota; Fungi; Ascomycota; Sordariomycetes; Hypocreales; Hypocreaceae
Exons: 2
Coding region: 1-108 (35 amino acids)
Source: RefSeq, a predicted model, not a curated record
AUGCGCUCGCUUGCGCUUCUUUUCUCGCCUUCAUUCCAAAUCGUGCUUACAAGGGUUUCACACUAUUUAGGGGCCGGCGGACACUCCCCGUUUCCUCAAGGGCCCUGA